Molecule: messenger RNA, 1918 nt
Organism: Bactrocera latifrons
Lineage: Eukaryota; Metazoa; Arthropoda; Insecta; Diptera; Tephritidae
Product: putative serine protease F56F10.1
Exons: 8
Coding region: 249-1784 (511 amino acids)
Biological process (GO): proteolysis
Molecular function (GO): serine-type exopeptidase activity; dipeptidyl-peptidase activity
Source: RefSeq, a predicted model, not a curated record
CACCAAGCAAGCCACAUACACGUAUGUAUUUACAGUUUUGAUCGGAGUAUAGUGCCCGGUUUAUUAAACAAAAAAUAUAUUUGUGAAAAACAAAACAAUUGCUAAUUAAAGUGCGGAAUACAUUGAUUUUAAUCAAAGAGCAAAACAAAUAUAUUCAAACUAAUUAAAAACAAACAUAAUCAAAGAAAUAUUUAAUAAAGUCAAUAAACAGUUUAUCUAGAAUAGCGUAAUCGACGUUUGGACGCAGAAUGUCCGGGAGUUUAUCGAUCCUUAUCAUUGAUCGCCUGCAAUUGACGACAAUUUGCUUGUUGAUAUUUACUUUUAAUAAUCUUGAUAAUGCAAAGGCAUUCGGACCACGUCGUAGUGCCCUUUACACUAUUGAUGAAACGAGCCAGCAGUUAACACCUGACGACACACCAGAACCGCAAGAGAACUGGUUUCAACAAAAACUCGAUCACUUCGAUGACAAACAGGAGAAUAUAACAUGGAAGCAACGUUACUUUAUGAACGAUGCAUUCUACCGCAAUGACAGUGAUGCACCUAUUUUUCUCACAAUUGGUGGAGAACUGGCGAUCUCACCGCGUUGGGUGACCAAGGGAUCUUGGAUUAAAUUUGCCGAACACUUUGGAGCCAUGUGUUUCCAUUUGGAGCAUCGCUUCUAUGGUAAAAGUCAACCGAAAAGCGAUCUCUCAUACGAAAAUUUAAAGUUUCUUACCUCGCAGCAAGCUCUAGCCGAUGUGGCUUAUUUCAUACGAAGUAUGAAUGUAAAAUACAAUUUCAACAGUAAGCAAAAAUGGAUUGUCUUUGGUGGAUCUUAUCCCGGUGCGUUGGCGGCUUGGGCGCGUCAAAAAUAUCCGCAUUUAAUAUAUGGCGCCAUCAGUUCGAGUGCACCGCUUUUGGCAAAGGUGGAUUUCUUUGAGUACCUUCAAGUUGUCAAAGCCUCACUGACAACUCAUUCCGACAACUGCUUGAAGGCUUUAGGAAGAGCCUUUGCUGAGUUAGAAACACUCAUACGCCAACCCAUUGGCCAACGAAGUGUGAAUGAGAAAUUUAAUAUCUGCACACCAAUUGAAGAAUCGGCUACGAAGCCAUUGGAUAUGUCGAACUUCUUUCAAAAAUUAGCCGAUAAUAUUGCUUUUGUGGUGCAAUUCAAUAAAGUCAAUCGACCCGAAGCUUAUUAUACCAUCGAUGAAGCCUGCAAUGUUAUGGUCAAUGACACCAUUGGACCACCCUUUGAACGCUUGGGUAUUGUAAAUGGCAUGGUUUUGGAGAAUUUGAAGGAAAAAUGCCUAGAUUACAAAUACGACAAUAUGUUGACUGAAAUGAGGAAUAUUUCUUUGUUCGCCAAAGUAGCUAACGGUACACGCCAAUGGACCUAUCAGACUUGCAAUGAGUUCGGUUUCUAUCAAACGUCAAACGAUAAGAAUGACACAUUCGGUGAUAAAUUCAAAGUCGACUUUUUUAUUAAACAGUGUAUGGAUAUUUUUUCAGAAAGCAUGGACGCAAAGUACUUGGAACAAGUUGUUUCGCAGACAAAUGAGUUUUAUGGUGGACUUAAUCCCAACUCCACGAAUGUCCUUUACGUACACGGCUCAAUAGAUCCAUGGCAUGCGCUUGGUUUGACCGCAUCGAAUAACCCAAAUAUACCGACCGUUUUUAUUGAAGGUACUGCACAUUGCGCCGAAAUGUAUGAUGCUGCUAAAUCUGAUCCACCUCAACUCAGCGAGGCACGUAAUAAAAUAUUAGAUUAUCUUGCACAAUUAUUGACGAACUCCAAGAUGUGAAGUGGCUGAAAAGGGUUUCUUUAAUUAAGUACCAACUUACACAAAAUAUAUUUGUAUACAUUUCAUACAAACAUAAACAAAACAGAAAAAAUGAACACUUUUUCCAUCUUCACCUUUUUGAUUGCUGGUAUGGA